Messenger RNA from Arabis nemorensis, 465 nucleotides. The record is from the annotation of a GenBank genome assembly. Lineage: Eukaryota; Viridiplantae; Streptophyta; Magnoliopsida; Brassicales; Brassicaceae.
AUGGGUAAGUUGGCGAGAUUUCGCCGGAGACAAACCUUGUCGGAGAAUAAAACAACCGACGGUGACUUAUCAGGUAAAGGUGGGUCUGAUGAUACUCAUAGCUCCGACACAGAGACUGAGUCAAACCCGAGCUCUGACUCUGAGACAGAGUCGAACCAAAGCUCUGACUCGACAACCUCGACACGACUGUCGACGAUCAUACGGGUCUUGUCUGAUUCGCUGCUUCGUUCGGAAUUAGCGGAGAUGGAGAUGAUUAAAGCUCGAGAAGCAGCGAGGUGGGAAGCUGAGAAGAGAAGGUUGGAAAUGGAAGUUGAGUUGACUCGGUUGGUGUUGCAAACUCACUUGCAGGCGACGGAGUCGUUACUCGUCGGAGAAGAGAAGAUUACUCCGGCAAGGAGGAAGAGGAAGAGAUCAGAAGUUGAAGAACACGACUCCUCCUCUGCCUCAUCUUCCACCACAAGGUGA